Molecule: messenger RNA, 3616 nt
Organism: Megachile rotundata (alfalfa leafcutting bee)
Lineage: Eukaryota; Metazoa; Arthropoda; Insecta; Hymenoptera; Megachilidae
Product: putative CENPB DNA-binding domain-containing protein 1
Cellular component (GO): nucleus
Molecular function (GO): DNA binding
Source: RefSeq, a predicted model, not a curated record
AGGAUCCUUUCAGUUUCGUCGGAUCGAUAACAGGAUUGUUCGCUGAAAAUUUGAACUAUAGUUUCAUCUACGUAUAUCUCAGACAAACGCAGGCGAUUCCCCCAUGGCAAUCAACAUGUUUGUCAACUUGAAUGGAAACUACGUCGAAGUUGGUCCGUCUCUGUCUGAAAUCCGGGAGUGUUCGAUUCGUUGACAAAACGAAUCGAUAAAGCUAUUAAUCCAGAGCAUCGAGUAGACGAGGAAAGAGUGGGCAAAACUAACAUGAUUAAGGAGGAACGUGUACCGUCCUCGGGAAUGGAUGGCCUCAUUGCAUAGACGUGGUUGCCUGCCAGCUGGAUCAAUAACUUUGUCAGGCUUAGCUGGAUGUUCGGGAAUGUGGAGGUGGAAAAACAGGGACUAAUUAGUUCAGUAAUCGAGGUUGGAUAAGUGAUCAAGCAUCAUAAGGUUGAAGCAAUCAUAAUAGGUAGUGUUAACGCGGUCGCUACCAAUCGCUGACUGAUCCUCGCCGAUCGUAUUGUGACUUUUGUGCUAUAACCUUUGGCGCAUGCGCAAGUGAUAGUAUUCAGUGCUGUGUAAUUCAGAUAGCGCCCGAGUGUUAGAAGAGGAAAAACUCUUUUUCUUAUGAUUGCAAAACGUCAUUAUACUCUUUUCUCACAUAUAAAACAAAAGAGAAGAAAAUAAGUAGUGGAAGAUCUACUAUUAACACCUUCAUGGUACCCCGUUAACUAUACUUUAUAGAUAUGAUUCUACUGAUGAAUAGACCAAUUCUAUUGUUGUAUUAAUUUUAGACAGUCAAGAGAAUAUCGAAAUUAUGCAAAAAUUUAGUUGUGAAGAAUACGAAGAAUUGUGAAGAAAGUUUGAAGCACAUGGGGCCCCUUCCAUAGACAGCACUGCACUAUAUGAUUCUCGCAUAGCACGAUGCUUCUACAACACGGACCAGUUUAGCACGGUUGGAGGAUCGGUGAGACCCGCGUACAACACGAUGUCUUCCACGAUCAAGGAAUUACCCCUCCAAAUUAUACAAGAAAGUAAAAAAUUAAAUACUUAGUAAAGUAUUAACUUCGAGUGGUAAAUUAUAGAAAAAUCUAAUAUAUCACUCUUUCAAAUCCAACAGUGUAAUAUUACCUGAUCCAGAAAGGUGAUCAUGCACUUAUUACUCUGGAACCGUGUUAAUUUUUAUUUCAAGGACUAAAGCUGUAAACUGAAUCUUCAUUUCUGAAUCGAACACUAAAGGAACACAUAUUGCAAUUAUUUAAAUUGUAGAAAUGAUGCCGAACGAAGAUAAGAAAACCCCAGUUAGAAGGAACUUCAUUUCGCUAGAAACGAAGAUACACAUUUUGGACCGUCUUAAGAACGGCGAAAAAGCGACAUACAUCGCGAAAAGUUUACAGUUGAACGAGGCAACGAUAAGGACGAUAAAACAGAACGAGGAAAAGAUCAGAACCGCCGUCGCUGUUGGAUCUUCCGUUUCUGCGAGGAUGUCUGCUCGACCGCGAGCAGCCAUCAUCGAAAAAAUGGAAAAGGCUCUCAGCCUUUGGAUCGCCGAUUACAACGAACAACAGAUCCCGUUGGACAGUGCUAUAAUUAAAGAAAAAGCUUUGUUAAUUUACGACGAUUUGAAAGAAAAUGGGGAAACACCUGUUAAUCCAGAAUUCGUAGCCAGUAAAGGAUGGUUCGAGAGGUUUAAAAAACGCUUCUCCUUACAGAAUAUGAAAAUUCAAGCAAACAGAGCGAUUAGUGUACCCGAGAUCGUCGAAAAUAAUUCUAAUUUUACGUUAGAGGCUUUAGAAGAAGGCUUGAACUUAGCCGAACAAUUAGAGUCCUUCUUUUGGAAAACGGAUCCCUCGACCGAGAGGAGCGCAACGUUUCAGAGGGAACUUCGAAAGUGUUUGGCACCUUAUCGCAAGAUUUAUAAAGAUUUAUUAAACGAAGACAGGAGGAAGAUUGAUCGUUGCGAGAAGUUGGAAGAUGAUGGAGCUAGUUCGGAAGAUAAACUACCGAGUAAACGCGUUUGUUUAGUCGUGCUUAGCAGCGACGAAGAAACGAGUUGAACAUGUGUAAAUAAUGGAUUUUAAAUUGAAGUACUUUAUGACGUCGUUGAGUACUACAUUAAAUUGAAACAAGGAUCUUAAUAAUAAAUUGAAGACUUUUAGGGAUGCUGUGGAUUUGUAACUCAUUUGGAAUGCCUAUAUUUUUUUACUCUUGAUAUAUAAUAAAUAGGAAACUUAAUUGUAGUUUAAUUGUAAACUUAAACUUAAUAGACAAAUUUGAAAGAACUGUUCUGUCGAUAAGGAUGUUUUCCAUCUGGGACCAUUGAACUCAAAAUUCAAUGGUAACAUGAUGUAAGGGUUCUUGUCAGUGCUAAAUUGGUUCUUAUCCAUGCUAUGCAGCCAUCCAAUAAACUGCAUAAAUAGUUCUUGAAAUAUUCUUCUUGAAUACUUCAUUCAAGCAACAAAUUUCACAUAAAAGAAUAAAGAAAAAUCAAAGUGUUAACGAAAAUUUUAUUCGAUUAUCCAAAAUUACAUUAUUCGUAGUUUACAACAGUGUAAUUUUCAUUGGAAAGUUUGCUUAUAAACCUCUGAAAUGUUAUUCUGUUUCCUUCUUUUCCAUUUUGUUACAAUGUUCGACGUGUAUACAGAUAAUACUGUAAUUUUAACUUAUGAUUAAGUAAAUAAAUAGUUGACUGAAGUAUUACAUAGAUUUUGUUAUAAAUUUUUGAGAGAAUACUAUUGUUAAUAAUAUCAUAAAAUCGGUGCUAUCUUUUUUGUUCACCUCUGUCGCAUCUGUGACUCAAACAAUUUUCUCAAUAAGUAUUUGUAAAAUUCAGUAAAAAGUAUUCGAUACCAGUAAUCAUGUAUUCAAAUUUUCAGCUCUGCAAUUCCUAAAUUUAAAUGGUAUAUAAACCAUUUUGUCAUACCUGAUGUGAUAUACUAACACUAUUAAUAAAACUAGGUGAUCUAAAAUACCUAAAUACAGAUAGAGGAAUAUGACAAAAUUUAAGUAUAUCAAACAAAGAAUUACAAGCUGAUAUAAGAAAUCAAAGAUACUGGUAACGAACGUGUUAUGAAGCUAUAUUAUAAAAGAAAUAAAGAGAAAUUAAUAUACUCUAUUAUGCUAAAAUUCUUACUAUGAUAAUAUCAAACUAUGUUGAAGAAAACUCACGAGUUGAAUCAGUGAAUAUAUCUCAAUUCCUCUUACAUAGUACCAAGGACCAUCCUUAUAAAGGAUGACCUUCACAAAAAGAAGUGAUUCUCUUUAUAUGUUUGUCUAAAGUGUUUAAUCAUCCUGCACCAUUCAAGUUAAAUUGACCCAAAAUACUCUAUAUUUAUAUGAAAUUCACCGACUAUUAAUAUGAUAAAAAUUUGAACAGUGCAUGGGGAUUAAACUAUAAAAUUAUUUUGUCAUCAAUAACAAAAUCUUAUCUAAUUGUGUAUCACGUUGUUAAUAACAGCUAUGUUUCAAUAUUCUAUUUCAGUCACUGGCAGAAUAUAAUUUAUAAAUGUCGUUAUUCCUUUUGCUAUGUACAACAUAUAUAUGCGUCAUAGAAAAUUAAUGGUAAAAUAGUGUACGUAUAUUGCUAUCAAUCGUGAUGCUGAAUUAGUAUCGAGUUAUAAUA